This is a messenger RNA of Tarenaya hassleriana, 1159 nucleotides long. Its product is annotated as ubiquinol oxidase 1a, mitochondrial-like. Gene Ontology annotation, cellular component: mitochondrion. The record is from RefSeq and is a predicted model, not a curated record. The annotation marks the transcript as partial. NCBI's taxonomy places the organism in Eukaryota, Viridiplantae, Streptophyta, Magnoliopsida, Brassicales, Cleomaceae. Gene Ontology annotation, biological process: alternative respiration. The transcript has 4 exons. Gene Ontology annotation, molecular function: alternative oxidase activity.
CCCGCCACUGCUCGCGCGGUGUCCCACGAGGCUCUCUCCGGCCAUCUUCUGAAGCAUUCAGCGGCGGUGGAUGUUCCUCCGACCUCCGGAAAGAUUGUCAGCGGAUGGAUUUGGGUUAGGGAUCCUGCAUUCGGAGGCGUGCGAAACGCGAGCACGGUAACCUUGGGAGAGAAAACUGCCGCGGAAGAGAAAAAACCGGAGACCGGAUCUUCUGGUGGCGGUGUUGGCGCCGGCGGUAAUAAGGACGAGAAAGGAGUCGUCAGUUACUGGGGCGUGCAGCCGAGUAAGAUCGUCAAAGAGGACGGUACAGAAUGGAAAUGGUCUUGCUUCAGGCCAUGGGAGACGUACAAAGCCGAUACGUCGAUAGAUCUGAAGAAGCAUCAUGCUCCAAGGACGUUCAUGGAUAAACUUGCUUAUUGGACUGUCAAAUCUCUCCGAUGGCCUACUGAUCUCUUCUUCCAGAGGAGAUACGGAUGCCGAGCCAUGAUGCUGGAGACGGUGGCUGCGGUACCCGGAAUGGUCGGGGGAAUGCUUCUGCACUGCAAAUCCCUGAGACGGUUCGAACACAGCGGAGGAUGGAUCAAAGCCCUACUGGAAGAAGCAGAGAACGAGAGAAUGCACCUCAUGACUUUCAUGGAAGUCGCCAAGCCCAGAUGGUACGAGAGAGCCCUCGUUAUUACUGUCCAAGGCGUCUUCUUCAACGCCUACUUCCUCGGAUACUUGAUCUCCCCAAAGUUCGCUCACCGCAUGGUUGGAUACCUUGAGGAAGAAGCAAUUCACUCGUACACAGAGUUCCUCAAGGAACUCGACAAGGGAAACAUCAAGAACGUGCCUGCUCCGGCCAUAGCCAUCGACUACUGGAGGCUUCCUGCCGAUGCAACUCUCCGUGAUGUGGUUAUGGUCGUCAGGGCCGAUGAAGCUCACCACCGUGACGUCAACCACUUCGCAUCGGACAUACACUACCAAGGUCGCGAGCUGAAGGAAGCUCCUGCUCCGAUUGGGUAUCACUGAUUCUUCGGUCUUACGUUGAAGAACACGUUCUAAUUCUUCGUACUACAAUGAUUUUGUGUGUGCGCGUGUGUGAGCUUCUGUAUAUACAAUCUACCAUUACACUUUUAUGGCUUCGGAAUAAUAUCUUGGUGGCUACUGCUUCGGGUUU